UCGAUAAUGUAGGCCUACUGUUGAUAAAUAACGUAGGGCUACUGUAGAUUGAUAAUGUAGGGCUACUGUAGAUUAAUAAUGUAGGGCUACUGUAGAUUAAAAGGUAGGGCUACUGUAGAUUGAUAAUGUAAGGUUACCGUAGAUUGAUAAUGUAGGGCUACUGUAGAUGAAUAAUGUAGAGCUACUGUAGAUUGAAGUUGUUAGCUGUCUAGGUAGCUUCAGAUAUAUUAUCUCCCAGUACAAACCCGGUGUCCUUGUUCCCCUCCUCAGAUCAACGAGAGGACUGAGUCUCUGAACCGCUCUCUGCAGAAAAGUAACAGCAUCAAGAAGAGCCAGCCUCCCAUCCCCAUCUCUAAGAUCGACAACAGGCUGGAACAGUACACUCAUGCCAUAGAGACGUCCUCUAUGGAAGCCAAGGCAGCCAGGCAGCAGGCUCUGACGGACCUGCCCAGCCCCACUGAGCCUGUGGCCUCCAAGAAGAAUCUGUUUGAGGCCGGGGAAGCUUGGAGCCAGCCGCCCAGGGAAACACCAUCCAAGGAUACAGAGGGUCUGAAUGUAGGAGUGGCCGACCUCAUCCACCAAUGGGUGAAAGGGAACCCAGACGGAAGCUGUAAAAGCCCCUCCAAGCCAGCAGAGGUGAAGGCCGGUGAUGUUCUGAGCAAGAAGAACCUCUGGGAGAAUCUAGGAGACUCUUCCCCUUCUGGGAGAGCUGGGAAGGGAGCCUCCUCUGGUAAAAAGUACAAAUUUGUGAUGAUGGCUCACGGCAAGUAUGAGAAGGUUGCCGUCGGUGAUGAUGAUUACAACGAGCACACAAACGGGAAAUCAACUGGACAAUGCCUUGAGGAAUUGUGAAGAACAGACGUUGGACUGUGAUUAUUUCGACGAUCACUUCACAUCAUAUUUAUCAUCCAUUUCAUUUAGCCGACAUAUUCCUCUUAAAAACUAUGUUUAGAUCAACAUGUCUGAAGCAUAUGUAGUAUGUUAUGUGU
Oncorhynchus keta (chum salmon) is the source of this 989-nucleotide messenger RNA. RefSeq names its product caldesmon, smooth muscle-like. The record is from RefSeq and is a predicted model, not a curated record. The coding region runs from base 406 to 852 and encodes 148 amino acids. Lineage: Eukaryota; Metazoa; Chordata; Actinopteri; Salmoniformes; Salmonidae. The transcript is spliced from 8 exons.